GAAAAAUACCACAAGGACAACAUGCACGCGCCUCCGCAACUCCUGCAAUCUCUGUUGCGCCAGAGAUUUUGGAUAUUGGCUUCAAGAGGAUUGACUCGAUCAGUGUUUCAGUCGUGUAUCUAUUGCUUUAAGGUACAACCUAGGAGCAAGACUCCUAUAAUGGGUGAUUUACCAGCUGAAAGGGUUCAGCAGAGUCCCCCAUUCCACAGAACGGCAUUGGAUUUUUGUGGCCAUUUCAAUGUAAAAUUGCAUCAGCUUCGAUACGCAAUUAUUUCUCCAGUCUAUGUCUGUGUUUUUGUGUGCAUGAGCACCAGGGCAAUUCACUUGGAAAUGGUCUCAAAACUGAGUACCGAUGCUUUUGUCGCCGCGUUACAGCGCUUCGUCAGUAGACGAGGCAAACCGGCAUAUAUUUAUUGUGAUAAUGCUAGCAAUUUCCAGGGAGCGGCAAACAGAUUUUUAAAAUUAAUUGCGUCAGAGGACUCAAAUUUGAUAUUGUUUUCUCACAAAAAUAAAGUAGAAUAUCGAUUCAAUGUACCAUUAGGGCCCCAUUUGGGGGGUCUGUACGAAGCUGCAGUAAAAAGUUUUAAACUACACUUGAAACGGGUGAUGGGUGAUAGUGUGUUAACUCAAGAGGAGUUUCAAACGUUGACAUCCCGUAUUGAGGCUAUUCUAAAUUCACGUCCUCUCACUCCACUCCCCUCUGACCCACGUGAUUGUCAGGUUCUCACCCCUGGCCAUUUCAUAAUUGGUCGUCCAUUAGUAGCGUUACCAGAAAGGCAAUAUGACACGGAGGAUCCACCAUUUCUGCAUAGGUGGAAUUUGGUGGAGUUGUAUGUCCAACAACUUUGGCAACGUUGGCACAUUGAGUACCUUCACACACUCCAACCACGAGGAAAAUGGUUGGAACAAGCCGGGAAUCUGGAGGAGGGAACAUUGGUUCUUCUCCAUGAUCCCCAAAGUCCCCCCCUAAAAUGGACUCGAGGUCGAGUUUUACGUGUAUUUCCGGGGAAAGAUAAUAAAACGAGAGUAGUAGAAGUCAAAACUCCCAACGGAGUGUACAAAAGACCGGUGGUAAAAUUGUAUGCUCUACCAUUGGGAAGUUCUCAAUAGUUAAAUUUCUGCCCUCUCG
Molecule: messenger RNA, 1129 nt
Organism: Bemisia tabaci
Lineage: Eukaryota; Metazoa; Arthropoda; Insecta; Hemiptera; Aleyrodidae
Source: RefSeq, a predicted model, not a curated record